Drosophila pseudoobscura is the source of this 1094-nucleotide messenger RNA. RefSeq names its product cerebellar degeneration-related protein 2-like. The transcript has 6 exons. The record is from RefSeq and is a predicted model, not a curated record. Bases 85 to 1044 code for a protein of 319 amino acids. Lineage: Eukaryota; Metazoa; Arthropoda; Insecta; Diptera; Drosophilidae.
UUUUCAGGAAUGCCCUAACUUUGUUCUGAAUAGUUGUAUAUUUUGACGUGUAGGAUUAGGGCUUUCCAGAAGUAAGGGUUUUGUAUGUCUGUGCUCGAUUGCAUUCAAAGCAAAAUUAGUAAAGAAUUAAACGAAAAAAUUAAAAUUAAUAUACGUGAUGCAGAUGUAAAAUGUAUACAACCAAAUCGAGCUCCCACUAAACAUAAAAGUAUACGUAAAAUGGAUGAAACUAAUCGCGAUGCGUCCCAGUGUGGACGAGGUGUGUCGCAGUUUAUGCUUGAUGAUUUGCAGCUUGCUGCCGAGCUUGGAAAAACGUUACUAGAACGAAACAAGGAGCUAGAAAUAUUUCUAAAGGAAUAUAAAUGCAAGGGGGAUGAGCAGGAGCGUGAAAUAGUGCAUCUUCGUAAGCAUAUUAAUGCCAUGACGGAAGUGAACGAUUCUCGCCUUAAAGUUUACGAACAGCUGGAAGUAGGUAUUCAGGACCUAGAACGCGCAAACCAACGCCUCAUCAUCGAAAAAAACUCCGAUAAAAAGCAAAUUAAAACGAUAUCUUCCAACAAUGAAAUAUUAGAAUCUCGCUGCGAAGAGCUCAGCCAACUGCUAAACGAAUCAAAACAGGCCCUUAGUAUUGAGAGACGGAAAAGUGAUCGGUUGCAACAAGAACUUAAUAGCAGCAUGCCUCCUACUGAUAAAAAAAUUGGCGAACACAGUGACAAACGCAAUGUAAAGUUUUUAGAUUUUAAUUGUAGAGCAGCAGAUCAUCAUUUAUUUGAACAUCGGAAUAUAGCAAACUCAACUGGCGUCGACGAUCUUUCUCCUACUAAUGACAGUCUACCUUUGGUUGUAGUUAAUAAUAUGUGCGAUAAAGGCGCUGUAAAAUGUGAAGACAACGAAGUACUGGUUAAACUGAUCAGUGAUUUGGAGCUUAUGAAACGAGAAUUAUUAACGGAGCAGAAACGUUGCGCGGAAUUGGAGGAGCAAUUGAUGGCCAUAAGUAAAUACAAAACAUCUUUUAAGGUUUAUUUUUGUUUCUCUUUACUCUGAAAACACAAUCAAGCUAACCUAAAAUGUUAUAAAAGUGUAUUUACGUUUUA